Symbiodinium sp. CCMP2592 is the source of this 2439-nucleotide messenger RNA. The record is from the annotation of a GenBank genome assembly. Lineage: Eukaryota; Dinophyceae; Suessiales; Symbiodiniaceae.
AUGCCCGGCGAAGGGCCUCCUCUUUUGGACGAGACAUGGUUGAAGGUGCUGUCUUUCUUUUCUCCAGCUGACCUUUGCCGGGUCGCCCCAGCCCAAAGCAAGCUCCAGUCCCUGACGAACGACGAGGACACCUGGAAGAGCCUGUGCCAAGAUCGUUGGCGCGGCAAGCAGUGGAUGAAGCCAGGGGAGCUCUUUCGAAACGGCAACUCGGAAGAAAGAACGGUUGACGCCAUGGGGUCGCUUUUUGAGAGACUAUGGCCAGAUGCGCAUUGGUGGCUUCGUGUUUGUCACUUGGAGCAUCUUGUGGAAUUCAGCUUCCUCCGGCUUAUGCUUUUCAUCGGCAGUGUCAUAUCGGGAGUUUUUGGGCUGACCUGGCUCCUGGAUGUCAUGGAGCUGCGAUGCUUCGAGAACAAGCCGUGGACCCAAGAGGGUGCAGGCAAGUAUACCUGUUCGGUAAAGUUUCUGGGCGGCUUGACGAUGUUGAUGAUGUUUUGGCACUCCGUCAUGGCAUUGAUUCACUUUGACAAGAAUCUUGAUCGGUUAAAGCAGGACAGGAAGCAGUGCAUUGACGACAUGAACAGCCAGAUCGGCGUUGCCCUGACCCACGCAACAUCUCAGGCCAAGCGGCUAUGCGAGCUGCUUGAGAUUCAGCUCGUGCAGCAGGUACGUGGCCACAUACACAAGAUGCGCAACAUCCUCCAGAAAUGCGAGCAGUUCUGCACGGAGGAAUUCAGCAAUCUUGUUGAGCUGAUGGCCAACCAUCUCCACUGUCUGCGCAAGCCGGCAAUGAAGAAGUUCGAGAAGCUGGUCCUGGCAUUCAACCAAGAAGCCGUCUUCUACGAUUUGACUCAGACACUGAGGCAACAGAAACAAACUAGCAUGGUGAAGCUCCUCACGAUACAAAGCGAGCAUGCCAGGGGCUUGCAGUUACCCCGGACAAAGACGGCCCAUGAUCCAGAAGCGGCCCGGCCGCUGCUGGAUCAGGACCAACAGCUCGCUCAGGGAAUUGAAUCCUGGUGCAGCUCCAUCUCCAGAGGUUACAGAAAGAAGAGACGAACGUCUAAGACACCUUUCACAUCAAGCCUCGCGCAAGUCGCCUUUUCGCAUGACGAGAAGCUAAAAGAGCUGCUGCAGGAGCCGACUGAGGAGGACAUGAAAAGCAAGCCAGAGGCGGUCCUCCUGCGACCAGUGUCGCUGGUUCUGAACUACUUCGAGAAGAUCCAGCCGUUUGUGCACGGAGAGCCACUCCAUGCCGAGGACGAAGAGGUGACCAUCGGAACUCCGUCCCAAGAGGAGAACCCCUACAUCAAGCAGGCCAACAAGGUAUACGUACAUUUGACCGACUCGCCCUUAUAUGUCAGUGUCCUUGUCGGUGUUGUCUGCAGCGUGGCCCUCCUCCUGUUCCACUUCCACAUGGCAGUCGUCGUGCUCCACGUGAUCCGAACAGGCGAUCACUGCUCUUCUUUGGGCAUGUGGUCCUGCUCGAUGGAGCUUGUUCGGGUCAUUACUGUGAUGAUUGGGAUGUUGUGCCACACAGUCUCCCUUCUGGUCAUUCUCUGGAACGUCGAUAAGCUGGAUCAGGUGCUUGAGUUGACUGAGGACAUCAAGGAGUUCAAGAAAACCAAGGACCAGAUCGAGAGCUUGAACAAGAACGACCUGGCAGACAAGGAUUUGGACAUGAAAACGCUCGAGGAUGCGCAGAAAUGCUUGCAGGGACAGAGUGGGAUCGUGGAGGAGUUCUUCCUGAGGCAUACAGGCCAGCAGCUGGAGGUGGGGGACUUCAGAGCGCAACGCCAGGGCAUUGAUUUUCCCAAGUUUUUGCAGUGCUUCUGCAAAGCUUACACCUUCUCAAUGACUCCUCUAGCUUUGAGCUUGAAGCUUCCCGACAAACUUCCGGUACAGGGCGGCGCAGAGGUCGCGACAUUAAACGCCCUCUACGACAGAACCGGCGACUACUCUGGCCUGAAGCUCUCCGUGGCAGAGUGCAAGUCCCUCCUCCAACGACGGGACAUUCAGAUACCACAUGUCACUGAGAAGUCGGAUCUACUCCGCGCUCUUCACGAGACGAACCCGCACGUUCCAGGAGCCCAAAGUGGCACGGCGCGGAUUCCGAGCAAGUGGAAGCGAUGCUACAUCUAUGCAGAGCUGGACAGCAAAAGACAGCACAUCGCCGAGGCAGAGGUGGCACACUUCCGCUGGCGGCUGGUUUACCACGGCCGGCCAUCUUCCAUGGGCCUGAGACAUUUCCAGAAGAACGGUAUCUUCGUGUCCCCACACUUUGGGGAGACGAGGUGGUCCUUACUCCAUGGCGGCCGAUUUUUCGAGAUGCAGGGCAUCGACCCGCUCCAGGUGAGCAGAAACUCUGACAACUGGGGCUGGGUCAUCGGUGCCGAGACCAGCACGGAAUACCACUCGGCCGAAGUUGAACAGGAUCUUUAA